AUGGUUUGGGAUACCAGAUGCAACAAGAAAGAUGGAUUUUAUAGGCAGGUAAAUCAAAUCAGUGGAGCACACAAUGUGGUUGACAAGCAGACUCCUUCCAAGCCCAAGAAGAAGAGGCAGAACCUAAGAGGUCUUGCUCCCCUGGUGGAUUUCCAACAGAGUGUAACUGUGGUGCUGCUUCAGGAUGAACAUACUCUUAUCUCUGCAGGAGCUGUUGACGGCGUGAUCAAAGUUUGGGACUUGCGCAAGAACUAUGCUGCUUACCGUCAGGAGCCGGUGCCUUUCAAGUCUUUCUGCUACCCCGGCACCAGUACUCGCAAACUGGGAUAUUCUAGUCUGGUUUUGGAUUCCACUGGUGCUAAUCUCUUUGCUAACUGCACUGACGACAGUAUCUACAUGUUCAAUAUGACAAGUUUAAAGACCACUCCAGUGGCGGUUUUCAGCGGACACCAGAACUCUAGCUUUUACAUCAAAUCCAGUACUAGCCCAGAUGACCAGUUUCUGGUGAGCGGCUCGAGUGACUGCAACGCGUACAUCUGGAAGAUUGCCACGUGCUCUGAUGACAACACUGUGAGAAUUUGGCGCCUACAACAUUGUCUUGAGGAGGAGAAGUCAGCGUUCAGUAAAACCAACUUGGUGGGCUGGGUCACACAAAAGAAAACAGAACAACGUGGAGCAGCAUCACCAGCCAGCCUACGGAAUACUCCUGCCAAGGCUGUUACAGUGGGCAAUCCGUGCGUUUCCUCGCCACGUCCGGCUGCCUGUGCUCCCAGUUAUUCUGGAGACCUUCCUCUUUCUACAAACACUCUAACGGUCUCUCUCAAAACCCAAAUUGCUGCAGCCUGCACACCAGCAAAGCGGAGUGGAGCCAGCCCAUGCGAUUCUCCCAAACCUGUGCCUUCCUCCAAAAUGUCCAUUAAACACUGGGUAACCAGGACUCCGUCGUCUUCUCCUCCAGAAGUGGGGAAAAAGGCUCUUUCUCCUAGAAAAGCCCUGGCAGAAGUCACACAAGGUCUCUUGGAAGCAUCUAGCACUCCUAAAGCACCACACUCACAGGUUGAAAAGCGUGCCAAGAGGAGGCUUGACUGCAGCAAGGAAGGCGACGUGAGACAGAAGUGUCUGCAGGCCUGCAGCUGUGUGACUGAACUGGACCAUGUGGCUAAGAAGUCCAAGCUGAAUUUAUGUCACUUGGCUGCAGAGCAGAAAGCUUGCGAUGAAGGCUCUCUAAGUCUGGCUGACAUGGAUAAUGAGCACGAAGGCUCUAGCCACAGCCCAAAAGAGCCUUCUCUUUCUGGAAGCCGUAUUAAUCCAUCCGAUGUUCAAACUCCCACUCUUCUUUUCCAAUCUCCUUGUGGAAAAGGCACGGAUGUAGUAGAUAAAGAGAAUAGUUCACCCGAACGAAAAAACUGGCUGUCUGCUCUGGGAGAGAAGCUACGGACUGGCAAAGCUGGCAGCCCCCCGUCAUCUUACAGUCCCAGUGCAAAACGACAGGAUGCUGCAGCAGUGGCCACCUCACCGAAAAAUGUAAGUGGGACGGUCAGGGACAGUGGUAACGAAAGAAGUUUUCCCUAG
Messenger RNA from Cygnus olor (mute swan), 1572 nucleotides. RefSeq names its product denticleless E3 ubiquitin protein ligase homolog (gene DTL). The transcript is spliced from 8 exons. NCBI's taxonomy places the organism in Eukaryota, Metazoa, Chordata, Aves, Anseriformes, Anatidae. Gene Ontology annotation, molecular function: protein-macromolecule adaptor activity; protein binding. Gene Ontology annotation, cellular component: nucleus. Gene Ontology annotation, biological process: mitotic G2 DNA damage checkpoint signaling; proteasome-mediated ubiquitin-dependent protein catabolic process. The record is from RefSeq and is a predicted model, not a curated record. The coding region runs from base 1 to 1572 and encodes 523 amino acids.